UCGAUGCACUCAGAACGUGUUGUGGUUUUGACUUUGUUUGAAUAUUUUUGAGAGUCAAGACGAAACCAGCAACAAAAAUUCCCCCGCGUAAUGAUCGAUGGAGUAAAUUUUAAUACUAUUGUUUUUGCUAAUUGCACGUAGAAAAUAUGCAUACCCGCACGGCGACUUGUUUGAAGUUACACUUUGUGUUUGAAUGAGUUCGAAAUCAUUUGGCAUGAAAGAGCGCAACCUUGAGAAUCUGUCUGAUUAUUAUAAAAAAUUGUCGUAAUAUUGUUUGUACAUCGCGAAUCUAACAUGUAUUAAAGCCGUGCAGCAGAUGCUUCUCUGAUACAGUAAACAUGAGUAAAGCACAUUAUUGAACGUCCAGUUUAUCAACGUACUCAUUCGACAUGCCUGCGGAGCAGGAGAUGCAACCUCUGAAUAACGAACAGUUGAAGCCUCUACUCGGAUCCCCGGAGGCCAGUGUUGAAAAAGCUCCAGUGGCAGAAGUUGUCAAGCCAGUUGUCGCGCAAGAUAGUCGCAAGCAGAGCAAAAUGGGAUCUGUUCUGAGUACCAUGAAGCAGGUCGGCUUCUUAUCCUUGGCCUGUGUGCAUCUUUAUUGUGCUGCCAAGCUAGCCGAACCAGGAAGCUCUCUGUUUUCAUGGCAUCCGGUCCUAGCAUCCGCUGCGUUCGGCUUGGUGAUGCCGGAGGCUUUCACCCAGAUCAGCCGCCUGUCGGAGUUCGGUAAGCGCUUCAGCUACCGCAGCCGCAUCACCCUCCACUGGGUCCUGCAAGUCACCGCCCUCCUCCUGGCCAGCGUGGGCGUGGGCUGCAUCGUCGCCAACAAAUUCCAGGCGAACCGUCCGCAUCUGAAGACCUUCCACGCCUGGUUCGGCGCCAUCACUUUCGCCUUCGCCAUCAUCCAGUCCGUCGGCGGCUUCCUCAUCAUGAACCCGCGCUUCAAGCCGACGUUCGCGCCCACCCAGGCCAAGAUGAAGGUGUACCACGCCGCCAGUGCGGCGGGUCUGAUGAUGUUGGCCGCCGCGGCCAUGUUCAUCUCCAACUAUUCCCUGUACAUGGCCAAGCAUAAGAUGGCCGCCAGUGUUUACGCCACCGGAAUGUGGGUGUAUCCCCGGGUGUUGGCCGCACGCUCGCUGUGGACCAUCUACGAUACCGGGGCGUUUGGGAAGUUGUUCCAGCAAGCGCCCAUUGUGGAACAGCGUGAUUCCACGUUGUGAUGGAUGAGUGGCGAGUGACAUUUUUUGUUUCAUUCAGUCAUCCCCUGUCGAGUGUUUUUAACCAUGUUGAGGUUGCUUUGCAGUUGUUAGCUUGUGUUUUUAGCAUGUUGAUUCGAAUACGCGGGUGCCUCUAAUUUAUUACCAAGUUUUUCGAAUGGCAAUCUUUUUUGAUUUGUUGGCAAUAAGACAGGCAUGAUUUCAUGUGG
Paramacrobiotus metropolitanus is the source of this 1423-nucleotide messenger RNA. RefSeq names its product transmembrane reductase CYB561D2-like. Gene Ontology annotation, molecular function: transmembrane monodehydroascorbate reductase activity. The record is from RefSeq and is a predicted model, not a curated record. NCBI's taxonomy places the organism in Eukaryota, Metazoa, Tardigrada, Eutardigrada, Parachela, Macrobiotidae.